Molecule: messenger RNA, 441 nt
Organism: Symbiodinium pilosum
Lineage: Eukaryota; Dinophyceae; Suessiales; Symbiodiniaceae
Source: the annotation of a GenBank genome assembly
AUGAACACCCAUGCCGUGCAGGUGACAAAUCAUCUAUGUGGUAGCCCUCCUACACAUGAAAGCUGCGAUGGCAACGGAAACCCAGUCCUGAAUUUCCAUCCGCCCUUGUUUGGGCCUGGCAAUUCGAACACCAUCGACACGGAGCACCCUUUCAACUACUCAGUCCAGUUUCAAGAGCACAUUGACUCAGAAGGCAGUCAAGAGAAUCAAUUGGUUGCGCUGGUGACAAUCCAGCAGGGUGAGAAGGUUGUCACAAACACGAUGGCAAACGGCGCCCUGAACGGCAUGUGGCCGCAGCUUGCAAGCGGAAUGGUCCUGGUUUUCGACUAUUGGGAGAGCAGUGACAUGACAUGGCUGGAUGGUGCGUCUUGCCAGGCGCCUUCGCAAUGUUCUGGCAACAAGGCUCAAGUCUCGAAUGUACACAUUGCAAUGAACGCCUGA